AGCAAACAGUUGCGUAUAUAAAGUCAAGAGGUCCUAGUCUCCUUACAGGAGAAAGCAGUUCCAAAUUACUUGAAAUUGAAUAAUUGGGACAAAAAAUGCACACAAUUAAAAUAUUUCUUUUUAUCGUUCCUUUAGUAAUUUCUUCCAGGAUUGAUCCAGACAGUUCAACAUUUGAUUCUGUGCCUUCAGAGCCAAAAUCAAGGUUUGCUAUGUUGGACGAUGUCAAAAUUUUAGCCAAUGGCCUCCUUCAACUGGGACAUGGUCUUAAAGAUUUUGUCCAUAAGACUAAGGGCCAAAUUAAUGACAUAUUUCAGAAACUCAACAUAUUUGAUCAAUCUUUUUAUGACCUAUCACUUCAAACCAAUGAAAUCAAAGAAGAGGAAAAGGAAUUAAGAAAAACUACAUCUAAACUACAAGCCAAAAACGAAGAGGUGAAGAAUAUGUCACUCGAACUGAACUCAAAACUUGAAAGCCUACUGGAAGAGAAAAUUGGACUUCAACAAAAAGUCCACGCUUUGGAGGAGCAGCUAACCUACUUACUUCAAAACCAGCCUGGGGCUCAAGAGCACCCAGAAGUAAUAUCACUUAAAACUUUUGUAGAACAGCAAGAUAACAGCAUCAGAGACCUCCUCCAGACUGUGGAAGAACAAUACAAACAAUUAAGUCAACAGCACAGUCAGAUAAAGGAAAUAGAACACCAGCUCAGAAAGACUGGUAUUCAAGAGCCCACAGAAAAUUCUCUUCCUUCUAAAUCAAGAGCACCAAGGACUACUCCCACUCUUCAGACGAAUGAAACAAAAAAUAAAGAACAAGAUGGCCUUCCGGCUGACUGCUCUGCCAUUUACAAUGGAGGUGAACGUAAAAGUGGCGUGUACGCUAUUAGGCCAAGCAACUCUCAAGUAUUUAAUGUCUACUGUGAGACACAGUCAGGCAGCCCAUGGACGCUAAUUCAACACCGGAAAGAUGGGUCACAAAACUUCAACGAAACGUGGGAAAACUACAAAAAUGGCUUUGGGAGGCUUGAUGGAGAAUUUUGGUUGGGCCUAGAGAAGAUCUACGCCAUAGUAAAACAGUCUGACUACAUCUUACGACUGGAGCUACAAGACUGGAAAGACAGCAAGCACUAUGCUGAAUAUUCCUUUCACCUGGGCAAUGGUGACACCAACUACACGCUACAUGUGGCUGAGGCCGCUGGCAACGUCCCUGAGGCACUCCCAGAACACAAAGACCUGGUGUUUUCUACAUGGGAUCACAGAGCAAAGGGACAGCUCGCCUGUCCAGAAAGUUACUCAGGAGGCUGGUGGUGGCAUGACGUAUGUGGAGAAAACAGCCUAAACGGUAACUACAUCAAACCCAGAGGCAAAUCCAAGGCAGAGAAGCGAAGAGGGAUCUACUGGAGGCCUCAGAAUGGAAAGCUGUUCUCCAUCAAAUCAUCCAAAAUGAUGGUCCAGCCUACCAACUGAGAGAAAGCUUUCAACAAACUGAGACUAACUGAAAGACCAAUAAAUUAAAUAUUGAAAUCCUUUCAGGUUUCUGUAGUAUAGUAAUCUUUAAUUGAAAGCUUGAGAAAUGAAUUUUCAAUUAGCUUUAAAAUCAUAGUUAAGAUUAGAUAUCAUCACAUGAACUUAACACAAUUUAUCUUUUUCAAUCAAACCUCCUUCAGUAUUGUUCCUUCAUAUGUUUGCGAAGUGGGAAUCAAUUUAAGAUGGCCAAAUCACCUGGGAGUGGUGGCACAUGCCUUUAAUCCCAGCUUUUUUGGAGGCAGAGGCAGGCAGAUCUCUGAAUCUGAGGCCAGCAUGGUUUACAGAGUGUGUUCCACUACAGCUAGGGC
This is a messenger RNA of Acomys russatus (golden spiny mouse), 1831 nucleotides long. RefSeq names its product angiopoietin like 3 (gene Angptl3). The coding region runs from base 96 to 1463 and encodes 455 amino acids. The transcript has 7 exons. Gene Ontology annotation, biological process: triglyceride homeostasis; cholesterol homeostasis; phospholipid homeostasis. The record is from RefSeq and is a predicted model, not a curated record. Lineage: Eukaryota; Metazoa; Chordata; Mammalia; Rodentia; Muridae.